Molecule: messenger RNA, 2382 nt
Organism: Maudiozyma saulgeensis
Lineage: Eukaryota; Fungi; Ascomycota; Saccharomycetes; Saccharomycetales; Saccharomycetaceae
Source: the annotation of a GenBank genome assembly
AUGUUGCAUCGAGUAAUACAUUCGAUAUUGCUUUUGAUAACAAUAUUUUCAUCAAUAACAACCGUAACAGAUGCAAAAAAUUCAACAACAACAUCAAGUUCAAAACAUAUUGAAACGAAUUCUUUAUUAACAUGUAUGGAUAAUUCGCAAUUUACUGCUUCAUAUUUUGAUGUUAGAUUUUAUCCAGGUAAUAAUACAGUUGUAUUUAAAAUUGAUGCAACAACAACAAUUAAUCAAAAAGUUAUUGUUCAAGCUGAAGUGCUGACUUAUGGUUUAAAAAUUAUCAAUAAAGAAUUUGAUCCAUGUUCCUUAGAUCAAGAUGCUUUAUGUCCUCUAAGUCCAGGUAGAAUCGAUGUUUCAUCCUCGUAUCAACUUGAUUCAGAUGUUACAAACCAAAUUCCAGGUAUCGCUUAUACUGUUCCAGAUUUAGAUGCUCAAGUUAGAGUUAUUGUUUAUUCAAUUAAUGAUACAGAUUUUAAAACACCAUUAGCUUGUGUUCAAGCCAUUUUAUCCAAUGGUAAAACUGUUCAAACUAAAUAUGCAUCAUGGCCAAUUGCUGCUAUUUCAGGUGCAGGUGUCUUAACCUCAGGUUUCGUCUCUGUUAUUGGUUAUAGUGCAACUGCAACACAUAUUGCAUCAAACUCAAUUUCCCUUUUCAUUUAUUUUCAAAAUUUAGCAAUUACUGCAAUGAUGGGUGUCUCUAGAGUUCCACCAAUUGCUGCAGCAUGGACACAAAAUUUUCAAUGGUCAAUGGGUAUUAUUAAUGAAAAAUUUAUGCAAAAUAUUUUUAAUUGGUAUGUUCAAGCAACAAAAGGUACUUCAACAGUUGUGGUAGCAAAUAAAGAUGUCUUAUCAAUUAGUGUUCAAAAGAAAAAAAGAGAUUUACAAAAUUGGAUGAUGAAAAAUGACGCUUAUAAUUGGUUAAAAAAAAGAGCUGUAAGUGUUGCAUCUGCAAGUGAUUAUAAUUUUGAUGAUAUUUUAGAUGACUCUACACUUUAUACAACUAAUGAAAGAAAUAGUACAGAAUAUGCAAGUAAAAUCCUUGUAUUAAGAGGUAUUCCACGUGUCUCUUAUUUAGCAGGAAUUGAAAUUUCAAAUUUUUUUUUAACAGGUGUUGUUUUUUUCUUAUUUUUCCUAUUUGUGGUUGUAUUUGCUUUAAUCUUUUUCAAAUCUUUAUUAGAAUUAUUAGUUAAAACAAAUGUUAUGUCAGAAAGUUCAAAUUUUUUCCAAUAUAGAAAAAAUUGGGGAUCUAUCAUUAAAGGUACAUUGUAUAGAUUAGCCAUUAUUGCAUUCCCACAAAUUACAUUAUUAUGUAUUUAUGAAUUUACACAAAAUGAUUCACCUGCAGUAAUGGCAGAUGCUGUAAUAAUUUUAAUUAUUAUUAUUUGUUUAUUAUCUUAUGGUUGUACAAGAGUUAUGUUAAAAGGUGGAGAAUCGUUGAGAUUGUAUAAGAAUCCUGCAUAUUUAUUAUAUGGUGAUACACAAUUUUUAAACAGAUAUGGUUUCCUUUAUGCCCAAUUUAAAGCCGAUAGAUAUUGGUGGGUUUUACCAUUAUUAUUAUAUUCUUUCUUUAGAUCUUUAUUUGUUGCUGUUUUACAAGAACAAGGUAAAGCACAAGCAAUGAUCAUUUUUAUUAUUGAAUUAAUUUAUUUUGGUUGUCUUUGUUGGAUACGUCCAUAUUUAGAUAAAAGAACAAACAUUUUUAAUAUUGCUAUUCAUUUAGUUAAUUUAGUUAAUGCUUUCUUCUUUUUAUUUUUCAGUAAUUUAUUCAAACAACCAGCGGUAGUUUCAUCGAUAAUGGCAGUAAUAUUAUUUGUUUUAAAUGCUGUCUUUGCAUUAUUUUUAUUAAUAUUCACAAUUAUUACAUGUUCAUUAGCAUUAAUUUAUAGAAAUCCUGAUGUUCGUUAUCAACCAAUGAAAGAUGAUCGUGUAUCCUUUAUACCAAAAGUUCAAAUUGGUGGAGAAAGUACAAUGGAUCUUAAUGACAAAAAUGAUGCAGAGUUAUUUGAAUUAAGACAAGCUGUAAUGGAUACAAAUGAAACUGAUCAAGAAAAAUUAUUACGUGAAAAAAGAUUUAGUGGUAAACCACAAAUUUUAUUUGAUAGUAAUAAUGAUUAUGAUGGUGGAUCAUCUCUAUCAUUAAACAAUACAGUGACUAGAAAUAGAUCAAAUAGUAGUAAUAUUGAUUUACAACCAACACAAGCAAUGUCUCCAUUAUUUAAUAAUAAUAAUAGUGCUGCAAAACCAAUAAUAGAUUCAAAUAAUGGCUAUUUACGAGCUCCAGCUGAUAAUAGAAACACAAAUAAUAAAAAUUUAAAGAAACCAGAGACAAGUUUCUAUGGUAGUGGGCCAACACAUUCAUAUUCUAGAGAUUUCCUAUAA